This is a messenger RNA of Lotus japonicus, 1858 nucleotides long. RefSeq names its product protein WVD2-like 7. The record is from RefSeq and is a predicted model, not a curated record. The coding region runs from base 111 to 1649 and encodes 512 amino acids. Lineage: Eukaryota; Viridiplantae; Streptophyta; Magnoliopsida; Fabales; Fabaceae. The transcript has 9 exons.
CACUUCCUUCUCUUAUUGGAUUGCAGUGGUUCACAGCGGCGAUGCGGCAGCUUUGUCGCAGGAGAAGAAACUAAGUAGUGAAUGUUCUCCCUCUCGUGGCCAAGAGCGCGAUGGUGAUGCCCAUUUCUCAUAAAAUUCAAUGUGUUGGCUACAAACUCCAUUUACAGAGAAACAUGGGAGACUCAUCACCCUGUGUCAUGAUGCAACCAUUCUGUUAUGCCUCUGGAUUUUCCCAUGAAGACAGCAAGAGCACCUCAAAUUAUGCACUUGGGCAAUCAGUUUCAUUUGGGAGGUUCAUGUCAGAGUCCCUGGAAUGGGACAAAUGGUCUUCAUUCUCUAACAACCGCUAUGUUGAAGAGGCGGAGAGGUUUUCGCGACCCGGUUCAGUUGCGGAGAAGAAAGCUUUCUUUGAAGCUCACUACAAGAAACUUGCUGCUCAAAAAGCUGCUGCUUUGCUAGAACAAGCAAACAGUGCCUCACAGACAGAGCAAGAACAAGAGACCGAAGUAGAUAACAGUAACAAUCAUGAUUCAGAGAUCACUAGUCCAAAAUCUAAACUUGUUUUCAAUGAAGAAAAUGCAAAAGUUCUGCACCCUGAGUCAGAUGCCACUAGGUAUAAUUCAAAUUCAAAUUCAAAUUCAAAUUCAGUGUUGGUUGCAUUGCAAAACCAGCUUGAAGAUGUUGAUACCCAUAAAGACCCAAGUGAAAAUGUUAGGGGAAAAUCUCCAUUGGACACACCAAAACUUAAGGAGUUAUUGCAGGAAGGUUCCAACCAUGAUCAUGAAGUUUUGCUAUCAGUGGGCAAGAAGAAAGCAUCAGUUUCUUCAUUCAAGUUUUGGAAGGGCAUUGGGACCUCCAAGUUCAUCUCUACACCAGUCAAGUCCAUAACUCCUAUUAUUUCAAAUGGAGAAAAUAUUGCUAUCCCAGUGAGCAAUGAGCCUGCAUCAAGCUCUGUUGAUAAAAAGAGAUUAAUUGCUAAGUCUUCUCACAUGUCACUUAAUUUCACACUUGUCAAAGAAAUUAAUAGAUUGUCUGCAUCAGUCAUGAGGAAAUUUGAAAGUACUAGAGUUGGUGCUGGUUCUUCCAAGGAUUCAAAGGAUAGCUCGAGUCCUCUAAGAACCCCAAACAAGGCCUCGAAGAAAGAGUUACCAAAGCACUCUUCAUAUAUCCCAUUAACAGAAGAGAACAGAGAUAAAAUGAAAUCUCCGAUUAUAUCCUCCCCAUUCCGCUUGAGGACAGAAGAAAGGGCUGCUAUUAGAAAAAAGAAACUUGAAAAACAGAUCGAUGCUAGUGGAGCACAGAAAGCGCAACUGCACAUAAAACUCAAGGAAAAAGCACAGAUAAAGAUUAAAAAACUACGUCGAAGCUUUUGUUUCAGUGCCGGGCCACUUCCUGAUUUUUACAAGGAAAGAGAAGAAUCGAAGAGAGGGAAUAAAGAGGAUCCACUGACACCCCCAGAAUCACCCAAAUUGGGAAUAACACCCUCUCCCAUUGUAGUAGAGGGUAAAAUCUCUUCAUUUCCCAAGAGAUUUUUCCAUGAGAAGAAUGGUAUUGGCAGCUUGGCACAACCUCUCACUUCAAAUUCAACUGUGAUUUUGACUCAUGAAAAUACAUCUCUAAACAUUCAGAUUGGAAACCAACCAGAGUGACAGAAAUUACUAAUAAUUUUAGAGUACAGUUUCAUCUUGCAGCAAAAUAUCAUGUUUUAAUUGUAAAUAUAGGCUUCAUGAAAAUGAGGCCUUUUGGUGUGUGUUUUGGGUACAUAGCAAAUAGCAAUAUGUUAUACCCUGAUGUUAUAUCAUAUUCACUCGUACUCUUUUUUUUUCUUCUUCUGUUUAUGAUCAAAUGUCUUCUUUCA